AUGAGAACCGCCCUCACUCUCUCCCUGGCGGCUGUCGCCAACGCUGCCUCUUUCAGCGUCGGUACCAUCCAUGACAGGGCCGCUCCCAUCCUCAGUUCCAUCGAGGCCGAGACCAUUCCGGACUCGUACAUCAUCAAGUUCAAGGACCACGUUGAUGAGACCGCUGCGUCUGAUCAUCACACCUGGAUCCAGAACAUCCACAGCCAUGGCGAGCAGGAGCGCCUUGAGCUGCGAAAGCGCUCCACUCCCUUCACAGACAAGACCUUUGCUGGUCUGAAGCACACCUUCAACAUUGGCAAGGGCUUCAAGGGCUACGCCGGCCACUUUGACGAGUCCGUCAUUGAGCAGGUCCGGAAUCACCCCGACAUCGAGUUCAUCGAGCGAGACACCCUCGUCCACACCAUGAUCCCCGUCCAGAACAAGGACGCCGUCACUGAGCUUCAGUGCGACGACGGCAAGACCGAGACGCAGGCUCCUUGGGGUCUUGCCCGUAUCUCUCACCGUAAAACUCUCAACUUCGGUAACUAUAACAAGUACCUCUACUCCGCCGAUGGUGGCGAGGGUGUCGAUGCCUACAUCGUCGACACUGGCACCAACAUCGACCACGUCGACUUUGAGGGUCGCGCCCACUGGGGCAAGACUAUCCCUGCCGGCGAUGCCGAUGAGGAUGGCAACGGUCACGGCACUCACUGCUCCGGUACUGUCGCCGGUAAGAAGUACGGUGUUGCCAAGAAGGCCAAUGUCUACGCCGUCAAGGUUCUCCGAUCCAACGGCUCUGGCUCCAUGUCCGACGUCGUCAAGGGUGUCGAGUUCGCUGCCACCAGCCAUCUCGAGCAGCAGCAGAAGGCCAAGGACGGUAAGCGCAAGGGCUUCAAGGGCUCCGUCGCCAACAUGUCUCUGGGUGGUGGCAAGACCCAGGCUCUCGAUGCCGCCGUCAACGCCGCUGUCCGCACUGGUGUUCACUUUGCCGUCGCUGCUGGCAACGACAACGCUGAUGCUUGCAACUACUCUCCCGCCGCUGCCACUGAGCCCGUCACUGUCGGUGCCUCUGGUCUCGAUGACAGCCGUGCUUACUUCUCCAACUACGGCAAGUGCACUGACAUCUUCGCCCCCGGCCUGAACGUCCAGUCCACUUGGAUUGGCUCCAAGUACGCUAUCAACACCAUCUCUGGUACCUCCAUGGCCUCUCCCCACAUUGCUGGUCUCCUCGCCUACUACCUGUCCCUCCAGCCCGCUGAGGACUCUGAGUACGCCAUGGCCUCCAUCACCCCCAAGAAGCUCAAGGAGAACAUCAUCUCCAUUGCUACCGAGAACGCUCUGUCCGACAUUCCUUCCGACACCCCCAACCUGCUCGCCUGGAACGGUGGUGGCUGCAGCGACUACAAGAAGAUCGUCGAGGCCGGUAGCUACAAGGUCAACAAGGCUUCUCCUUCUUCUCCCGCCAAGCAGAUCAAGGAUGCCGUCGAGCAGGAGAUUGGUGUCGUCUCCGGCAAGGUCAAGGAGUUUGGCUCCAAGGCUGAGAAGUUCUCCAAGAAGAUCCACGACCUCGUUGAUGAGGAGGUUGAGCAGUUCCUCAAGGAAAUCAACAUGUAA
Molecule: messenger RNA, 1593 nt
Organism: Fusarium keratoplasticum
Lineage: Eukaryota; Fungi; Ascomycota; Sordariomycetes; Hypocreales; Nectriaceae
Exons: 2
Coding region: 1-1593 (530 amino acids)
Biological process (GO): proteolysis
Molecular function (GO): serine-type endopeptidase activity
Source: RefSeq, a predicted model, not a curated record